ACUGCAAGCAUGCCAAAGGUAAGCCUCUGCCCGACCCCACUGAGUCCGAGUCCGUCAUAGAGUGUGUGUGUGUCAUAGAUCAUCAAUCCUUGACAUGUAGAGUGCACAUAAGUGAUGCCCCCGGGGAAGUGGCCGUUAGCGUACGAGACGCCAAGUUCAAACGACGACGCACAAAGGGCGGGAUAAUCGGCACGGAAUAGCGCUGAGCUCUUGGGCUGGUGGGAGAUGUCGUGCAGGUGAUGCUCGGCAAUGGUGGGUGCGGAAAUGAUGCUCCCGGGGAAGUGGCCGUCAGCGUACGAGACGCCAAGUUCAAACGACGACGUACAAAGGGCGGGAUAGUCGGCACGGAAUAGCGCUGAGCUCUUGGGCUGGUGGGAGAUGUCGUGCAGGUGAUGCUCGGCAAUGGUGGGUGCGGAAAUGAUGCUCCCGGGGAAGUGGCCGUCAGCGUACGAGACGCCAAGUUCAAACGACGACGCACAAAGGGCGGGAUAGUCGGCACGGAAUAGCGCUGAGCUCUUGGGCUGGUGGGAGAUGUCGGCAACAGCGACUUGGCACACGGCUGCAUUCAGGUGGUUCGGCUCGGUUGAGAAGGGGACGAAGCGGGUGGCGCAUGCGAGCAGCAAGAGAAAGAGGACGAUUGGACGCACAGGGACUGCUGAUUCCUGUUGCAU
Messenger RNA from Vitrella brassicaformis, 671 nucleotides. The record is from the annotation of a GenBank genome assembly. NCBI's taxonomy places the organism in Eukaryota, Vitrellaceae.